Colletotrichum spaethianum is the source of this 1392-nucleotide messenger RNA. Its product is annotated as acid phosphatase. NCBI's taxonomy places the organism in Eukaryota, Fungi, Ascomycota, Sordariomycetes, Glomerellales, Glomerellaceae. The transcript has a single exon. Gene Ontology annotation, biological process: phospholipid catabolic process. The record is from RefSeq and is a predicted model, not a curated record. The coding region runs from base 1 to 1392 and encodes 463 amino acids. Gene Ontology annotation, molecular function: hydrolase activity, acting on ester bonds.
AUGGUUCGCAUAAUUGGAUUCCUUGUCACCGCGGGCAUGGCUACUGGCGCUCCUGGGUGGAAUGGGAACGGCAAUUACGGAAACGGCCACGGCUACGGCAAUGGGGAUUGUUCAUCAUCAGCUACGGCCACACCAGUCUACACGGCCGCUGACAUCCAGUACACAUCAACAGCUAGUGCAGCUGUGGCGGCGGCGGCAGCGACUGCUAAGACGGAGUCGCCCGUGUCCAACGUCAAGGGCAAAGUCUUUAACCGCAUCGCGCAGAUCUACCUUGAGACAACAGCAUAUGAGAACGCGACCGCCGACCCCAACUGCCAGGCCCUUAUAAGCCAGGGUAUUUUGCUAUCCAACCUCUACGGCGUAGCAGCUCCCAGUCAGCCCAACUACGUGGCUCCAGCCAGUGGUGACUAUUUCGGCACCAACAGUGAUUCUUUUCUUCUGGUUGACAAAAACGUGUCCACCAUCGUCGACCUGCUCGAAGACAAGGGAAUCAGCUGGGGCGACUACAACGAGGGCCUACCUUACACAGGUUUCGAGGGCUACGAGUACAACAACCCUGUGGAAGGCAACUAUUCGCGCAAGCAUAACUUGCUUGUGCGCUUCGACUCGGUCUCUCUGAACCCUGACCGCCUGGCAAAGCUCAAGAACUUAACGCUCUUUUACGAAGACCUUAACCAAAACCGUCUGCCUCAGUGGCUGUUUGUUACACCUAACCUGUACAACAACGGGCACGAUACCAACAUUAGCGUAUCUUGCAGUUGGACCCGUGGCUUCGUUGAGCCGCUCCUCAAGAACCCCAACUUCAACGACGGAAAGACGCUCGUCUACAUUACUUGGCAGGCCAACGGUCAGAACCCAACGGCCCGUAACCACGUAGCCGGUAUCCUCCUCGGCUCAGCGGUGCCCAGCAACUUGGUCGGUACCGUCGACAGCGCCUACUACAACCACUACAGUGAGCUGUCGUCGGUCCAGGCAAAUUGGAAACUGCACACCCUGGGUCGAUGGGAUGUCGGUGCCAAUGUUUGGAGCUUUGUUGGCUGCAAGACGGGAGACAUAAUUCGCACUUGGAGCACCAAAAUUGCCGGUGACAGCUUCAUCAACUACUACUGGAACCAGAGCUGCGGUGGCGUGUUCAGCAACGCCUCCACCACCUCGCAUCUCUAUGUUGCCCCGAACCUUAACAUAUUCGGAGGUGGCUACCGCACCGUGCUGCCCGCUAUUGCCCGCUUGUGGUACGGCUCGCGUCUGCCUGACUACUACCGCAACAUUAUCGAGGUGCCCGAUGCCCUGCACCCGCCCAAAGGCUACGAGGUGCCCAUUGGUCUCAACCCUCCUGAACCUAUCACUACUCCCAUCCGGGUCUAUCCUACGCAGACUGCUGUGUCCAAGUAA